AUGGCCAGGGACAUUCCGGGGGCCGACCGGCCGGAGAGCGCGCUCGAUCAGCACGCCACCAACAAGGCCGCCGGCGAGAAGGCCGCCCUCGGGGGCCUCCUCGGCUCCAAGCAUGGACUCGUGAUGGACGGCGACCUGGUGGCGGUGUUCCGCAACGAGGCGCAGCAGUACGCCGUGCCCUACGGCAUGGCGCGGCCCAGGGCGCUGUCCAGGCCCGGCCACUCCAGCCUCGCGUGGAGCAGCGCCAGCCCCUGGCCCAGCCACGACCCGGAGCAGGUACGGCUUCCAAUCCAAACACUGUGA
Thrips palmi is the source of this 303-nucleotide messenger RNA. RefSeq lists its product as uncharacterized. The record is from RefSeq and is a predicted model, not a curated record. NCBI's taxonomy places the organism in Eukaryota, Metazoa, Arthropoda, Insecta, Thysanoptera, Thripidae. Bases 1 to 303 code for a protein of 100 amino acids. The transcript has 2 exons.